Alosa alosa (allis shad) is the source of this 2518-nucleotide messenger RNA. It is a transcript of the gene tank, whose product is annotated as TRAF family member-associated NFKB activator. The transcript has 8 exons. Lineage: Eukaryota; Metazoa; Chordata; Actinopteri; Clupeiformes; Clupeidae. Gene Ontology annotation, biological process: canonical NF-kappaB signal transduction. The record is from RefSeq and is a predicted model, not a curated record. The coding region runs from base 299 to 1288 and encodes 329 amino acids.
AGGACCCACAGCUUGCUAGCAGACAUCCAACAUGAUCUAGCUAUUCAAGAGUUGAUUGGCCAGGCACAAGCAAACGCGGAAGUCAAGGGCGCUGGGGAUUCCCCGAGGGAAGUUCCCAACGCAUUGUAAAACAUGUAGAAUGUUCAUUUGAGUGAAAUAUAUCAUUUCCUCUCUUACCUCGUGAAAAACAGCUAAGGCUGGAGCCGUCUCAAAAUAUCUCACAAAUGUAGGUCUCUCGGAACUUUUCGGCAGAAGGGCUCAUGAGCGAUCUGUCAGUGAUGGUUCUGAGGUCCGAGGUAUGGAGAAAAAUAUUGCUGACCAGCUCAACAAAGCCUUUGAAGCCUACCGCACAGCCUCCAUUGAGCGAGACAAUGCCAAGAGGGAACUGAAGCAAAAGACUGACUAUUAUGAAAGAUACACACUGAAGCUUCAACAGCAGAUAGAGGACCAAAAUCAACAGAUUUCUAGACUUCAAGCUCAAUUAAUUUCAGCAACAAAUCAUGCCUCAGGUGAGAUAAAGUGUUACGAGACUGGCCACCGAAAACAGGAAGCUGAGCCUUUGUCACCUCGCCCCAACAAGUCAUCCUCGCGGUCCUAUAGGACAAACCACUUCCUGGGGGAUGAUAUCAGGGACUGUUCGGGGAUGCAUCUUCACGCUGUUGCUGGAGUGAGUGGUAGUGAAACUGAAAACAUCCUUGAAGCCUUUCAGGAAAUUCAGGGGAAAUUCCAGCUGAUAAGGACGCUCACCAAAAAACAGAAAGAUCACCUGAAAAGAAUACACAGAGGGAAUGAUUCUGCAAAUGAGCCACAGUUCUCUAUGCCCAUCCAGUGCACGGACGUGACAGCCGAGCGGGCUGAGGCUUCCUUCUCUUCCUCCUCCUCGUCCUCUUCCUCCUCGGCUGUGGUGCGAGCCAGCGUGGACGAACCAGUGUCCGCUAGCUCGUUAGCUGCCGGUGGAUUAGCCGUUGGCCCGUUAGCCGUUAGCUCGCUAGCCUCACGUGGGGCCAACCCUGAGGACGGCGACUCUGUGGACUCACUCACCAAGCUAAGUGUUAAAUUCCCGCCGCAGACGGACAGUGAGUAUGACUUCCUCAACAGCACACCGGAGAAGCCUGUGGAGCUGCCCACGGGCACUGGGCACCGGACUGGCUUGCUGACGAGCGUGCUCCCCACUAUUGAGGAGCCCUCAAAGGAACCUUUUGCCUACCCAUCCUCUCUGCCUCCCUCGUCCUCCAUACCCUCAGUUACUUCAGAGAUGCUAGAGAGCGUACGUGGGCCUCAGCAGUGAUGACUGUGAUCAACAUGGGUAGCUGAGGACAUUUAUUUAAUCUUGUUGGACCAAGGAUUUGAAGAUGGACAGUUUGAGAUGUGAGUGCACAUCUGGAGAUAACCUGCCUAUAACAUGGCGAAAAGUCAUGCUUAUUUCAUGCUUAUGCUUGCUUAUUUGUUGUAUUUGUACAACUACUUUGCACAUUCAUCUUUACAAAGGGUUUGGGAUUACUGAAAUGCACAAAACACUACCAUCCUAUUGUGGAUUUGGCUCUUAAAGGUUUUAUAUAUUGGCACAGAUCCUCUAUUUCGAAGAUUAAGUAGCACUAACAUAUGAAGUAGGUACUUUUACAUUAGAAGAUUAUGCAUGGUCAAAGAGAGGUAUACUGUCAUAGUAUUGUGUAACACUGCAAAAGGAAACGCAGAUAUAGCAGGUGUGAAUAUCUUCAUCUCAUUAAUAUAGACAUGGAUUGUUUCUGUAUGACAGUUAGGAUGCCUGCAUUACCUACCUACACUGACACCUGUAAUAUGUUAUGUUCAUGUUUACCCAGUAAUAGUGAUAUAGACUUUGUAAUUAGACAGCCAGGUAAUACCAAUUUAGGCUUGUCUGAUUUAAAUGACUCAUGCAGAAUGAUGGUGAUAGUAAUUAUAUUUUUAGUUCAUACGUCAUACACUUUCAGAACUUUCAUACACUUUCAGUAAACUAGUUGUUUCAUUUUUACCAUUUGUUACUUACAACAAAGAUUAGUCCCAAGUGUUUCAUCUGAUGAGUGAUAUAUGAUUGAGGUUAAUUAUUACAAUCAGCUUCUUACCUGUGGUGAAACGUUAUUUUUAGUCCUAUGUUGCGCUUGAUACAGCAGACUUUUGUAAAAGAGCACAUACAAGUUUAACAGCAAUGUUAUUUACUGAUGCUCGGCAUGGUAACCGCAAUUUAUGACUACGCGGCAUUGAUGUCUGCUAUGAAUUCUUUUUGUGGGCUAGAUUACAGUAAUCAAAUAUCAAGACUUGUGGAAUGGAGGAUUAGUUAGAUAUGGAUAAAAUAUGUCAUUACUACUUGGACUACUUUGCCACACAACAUUUUGAUUUUUGUGCCAUGAAGGUCAGACAAAGUUAAUUGUCCUUUGAAACCAGCAAAUUGUGUAUGCCCCAUAACAUGAAUUAAAGAUUGUAUCAGCAAUUGCAGGCCCCAAAAAGGCCCAAACAUAAAUGAUCACAUUCAUCUAAUCUUUCCAAACGAUCUGCUAGCUGC